GCGGGCUUAUGUCUGAAUACUCGUGCAUGGAAUAAUAGAAUAGGAUCUCGGUUCUAUUUUGUUGGUUUUCUGAUCUAAUGGUUAAGAGGGACGGACGGGGGCAUUCGUAUCGCUGCGUGAGAGGUGAAAUUCUUGGACCGUAGCGAGACGUCCGACUGCGAAAGCAUUUGCCAAGAAUGUCUUCAUUAAUCAAGAACGAAAGUCAGAGGUUCGAAGGCGAUCAGAUACCGCCCUAGUUCUGACCGUAAACGAUACCAACUAGCGUUCCGUCGGUGGUAAAUACGCCUUGACGGGCAGCUUCCCGGAAACGAAAGUCUUUCGGUUCCGGGGGAAGUAUGGUUGCAAAGCUGAAACUUAAAGAAAUUGACGGAAGGGCACCACCAGGAGUGGAGCCUGCGGCUUAAUUUGACUCAACACGGGAAAACUCACCUGGCCCGGACACCGUGAGGAUUGACAGAUUGAGAGCUCUUUCUUGAUUCGGUGGUUGGUGGUGCAUGGCCGUUCUUAGUUGGUGGAGUGAUUUGUCUGGUUUAUUCCGAUAACGAGCGAGACUCUAGCCUACUAAAUAGUCAUCGGAUAAACAAGUUCGGAAGACUUCUUAGAGGGACAAGCGGUGUUCAGCCGCAUGAAGCUGAGCAAUAACAGGUCUGUGAUGCCCUUAGAUGUCCAGGGCUGCACGCGCGCUACACUGGAGGAAUCAGCGUGCUGUAACCAUUGCCGAAAGGUAUUGGUAACCCCUUGAAAAUCCUCCGUGAUCGGGAUCGGGAAUUGCAAUUAUUUCCCUUGAACGAGGAAUUCCUAGUAAGUGUGAGUCAUCAGCUCACGUUGAUUACGUCCCUGCCCUUUGUACACACCGCCCGUCGCUGCCCGGGACUGAGCCGUUUCGAGAAAAGCGGGGACUGCUGUUUCGAGACCUUUCGGGGUGGAGAUUCUUUGGUGGAAACCGCCUUAAUCGCAGUGGCUUGA
Anisakis simplex (herring worm) is the source of this 966-nucleotide messenger RNA. The record is from the annotation of a GenBank genome assembly. NCBI's taxonomy places the organism in Eukaryota, Metazoa, Nematoda, Chromadorea, Rhabditida, Anisakidae.